Messenger RNA from Pseudomassariella vexata, 1449 nucleotides. Its product is annotated as major facilitator superfamily transporter. NCBI's taxonomy places the organism in Eukaryota, Fungi, Ascomycota, Sordariomycetes, Amphisphaeriales, Pseudomassariaceae. Gene Ontology annotation, molecular function: transmembrane transporter activity. Gene Ontology annotation, biological process: transmembrane transport. Gene Ontology annotation, cellular component: membrane. The record is from RefSeq and is a predicted model, not a curated record. The transcript is spliced from 7 exons. The coding region runs from base 1 to 1449 and encodes 482 amino acids.
AUGUCGGACACUAAGCUGGAGACUCAAUCUGAUGGCGCUGGGGUCGUGGAAGAUCUCACCUUUGGAGUCGACGAGAAGAAGCUCGUCCGAAAACUCGAUCGCCAUCUUAUCCCGCUGAUCAUGCUUCUAUAUACCUUUAGUUUUCUCGACCGAGUCAACAUCGGCAAUGCGCGGCUGUACAAGAUGGAAGCCGACCUUGGUUUGGUGGGCAACCAGUAUCAAAUCGCUGUCUCUAUCCUCUUUGUAACCUAUCUGUCUUUCGAGGUCCCUUCGAAUCUGGCUUUGAAGCCCUUUACUCCAUCCCGUUGGAUCGCGUUCAUCACCACGGCAUGGGGAAUCGUUGCGACGUGCACCGGCUUGGUCCAAAACUUUGGCGCAUUGGUCGCCGUCCGUUUACUCCUCGGCGCUGUUGAGGCUGGUCUCUUCCCCGGUUUGAACGUCUACUUGACGUUCUUCUACACCAAGCAUGAACUUGCUAUGCGCGUUGGGUAUCUCUUCGUGAGCGCGGCUAUCGCUGGGUCUUUGGGCGGAUUGCUGGCUUAUGGCAUUGGCCAUCUGGAGGGAGCGCAGGGCAUGAAUGGUUGGCGAUGGAUUAUGAUCAUCGAAGGACUACCUAGUGUGGUCCUCGGUAUAGUGACCUUCUUCCUUUUGCCCAAUGAUGCAGAGAAUGCGUACUUCCUCGACGAGAACGAGAAGAAACUCAUGGUGGCAAGGUUCCGGCGCAACUACGGUGAUACGGCAUCUGCACAACAUUUCAGUAAAAAGGACAUGUAUUUGGCGUUCAAGGACUGGAAAGUCUGGGCCUUCUGCUUUGCACAGUUUGGAGUGGACACGAUGCUUUAUGGUUUCUCGACGUUCUUGCCUACCAUCAUCAACGGGUUAGCAAAGUGGACGACGGCCGAGGUACAAUUACUCACCAUCCCUUGUUACUUUAUGGGUGCUGUUACGUAUAUGGUUGUGGCGUGGUUAUCAGAUCGCACGCAGAGGCGCGGCGUUUUCGUGGUCAUCUUUGGCACAGUCAGCGUCAUCGGCUACGGGAUACUUCUUUCGGACUCGUCUGCGGCUGUCCGUUACUUCGCCUGUUUCUUGAUCGCCAUUGGCCUAUACGUAACUGUAGGUCUGCCGCUGGCAUGGGUACCCAAUAACACACCGAGAUACGGGAAGUGUACCACUGCAAAUGGCAUGCAGUUGACAAUAGGCAAUGCUUCUGGAAUUAUGGCACCCUUCAUCUUUUUGACCGCAGAAGGCCCUCGAUACAUCAAGGGCAACGCGGUUUCUCUAUCCAUGGUGGGAAUGUCCACGUGCAUCUACGCAUUCAUGUGGUUCUGGUUCUCAAGGGAAAACAGGAGGCGAGAUGCUGGACAAGUAACCGGUCAAUUUGAGGGAAUGUCCGAGGAAGAGUUGGCAGAGCUUGGCGAUGAAAGCCCGCAGUACCGGUAUACAAUCUGA